AUGGUGUUAGCUUGUAGCUGGAGGAAACGCCAGCGGGGCGCGGGCGGAAAGCGCUCGCCGCAGGAACGACACGCGACGCCAUCUAGCGGGCCACGCGGGCCGCUCGCGCCUACUCCUUUCGGUCUGCGGACGAUCGAAACAAGACGAAAACUCCGGCCGACCCUCACUCGCAUCGGAAACACUGUCACUGGUCGGGAGCUACACUCGGGUUCACAUAUCGUACCGUGGUCAGAGCGUGGCUGCGUGUGGUGGUGGCGGUCGGGUGGGCCAUGCUGUCAGGCGGCGCGGGAGAGGCGCGGGCCGGGCAUGGCGGGCUCCUGCUCGACACUGCGGUGCGGCCGGUGCGGGCGUCCGCGGCGCGCGCUGCACGCCACUGGGCCGCGCACCGCCCGCGCCCGCUCCGCCCGCCCUGCGCGCGCACGCCCGCACUCACCGCCCGUAGCUCACCGCCUCUGCCUGCACCGCGUGCACCGGCACCACACCGACUCCACACCAACACCACGCAACACAACACUCGCUAUGUAUCGAUUACCGACUUCUCUCGCUUUUCAUACUUUCUCAAUGGUAGCUGAUAAACAC
Molecule: messenger RNA, 579 nt
Organism: Brenthis ino (lesser marbled fritillary)
Lineage: Eukaryota; Metazoa; Arthropoda; Insecta; Lepidoptera; Nymphalidae
Source: the annotation of a GenBank genome assembly